AUGGACACCUCAGGCAAAGCAAUUACAUGCCGUGCAGCCAUUGCCUGGGCAACAAAUUCUCCUCUUUCAAUUGAAGAAGUUCAAGUUGAGCCACCAAAGGCUGGGGAAGUUCGUAUUAAGAUGCUGUCUACAGGGAUCUGUGGUACUGAUGAACACGUCCUCAAAGGAGAACUCCUCAUGAAAUUUCCUUUGAUCCCAGGCCAUGAAGGAGCUGGGAUUGUGGAGAGUGUUGGCAAUGGAGUAACAUCUGUGGAGCCAGGAGACAAAGUCCUCACACUGAUUAUUCCACAGUGCAGAGAAUGCAGUUCCUGCUUGAACCCCCAAGGAAACUGCUGUGAAAAGCAAGAUAUCCUACCCUGUACUGGAUUAAUGGUGGAUGGGACCAGCCGAUUUACCUUCAAAGGAAAAAGGAUUUAUCAUUCUUUCCGCACAAGCACAUGGACCGAAUAUACUGUUGUGCCCGAAUUUGCAGUGGCAAAAAUUGAUGCUGCUGCUCCUAUGGAUAAAGUGUGCCUUAUAAGCUGUGAGUUACCAACAGGUUACGGGGCUGCUGUUAAUUCAGGCAAGGUGACUCCAGGUUCCACCUGUGUAAUCUUUGGACUUGGAGGAGUUGGCUCUGCCAUCAUCAUGGGCUGCAAAGCCUCUGGUGCUUCUAGGAUCAUUGGGGUUGACAUCAACGAAGAGAAGUUUCCCAAGGCGAGAGAAUUGGGGGUCACUGAUUGUCUCAACCCUCAGAAGCUCAAGAAGCCAGUCCAGGAUGUCGUGGUAGAAAUGACAGGAGCUGGUGUUGACUUUGCCUUUGAGGCCAUUGGACUCACUGAUACCAUGAUUGCUGCUUGGAAUUCCUGCCACAAGAGCUAUGGAGUCUGUCUGAUUGUUGGGUUGGCUCCAGCACAAACACAGCUUUCCUUAGAUGCACCAGUGAUUGUCACCGGAAGAACACUGAAGGGCGUAUGUUUGGGAGAUUAUAAAACCAGAGACUGUAUUCCUCAAUUAGUAACUGACUACCUGCAAAAGAAAAUUAAUAUAGAUCCAGUAAUAACCCAUCAGCUACCUUUUGAUAAACUCCAUGAAGCCCUUGAGUUGUUUCAUGCUGGAAAAACCAUCCGCUGUGUCCUGCUGUUCCAAGGCCAGAAAUAACACAAGGUGCAGCAGCAUCCUUGGGGACUUGACUCUUGCCUGCUUCACCUCCCUAAGGAUUCCAGUGCAUGGGAAAGAGAAACACUGCAGAGAAGGCUAUGUGGCUGUACAAAAUGAAAUAUGUGCCACUUGAAUAUUUUAAAACAAGAUAAAAAAUUGAAAAUUGAUUAAUAUAAUUCAUUAUUAAGUGUAGUGAGAGAAAUUUUGGCUUUUAAUUGAUGACCCCAUUGAUAUGUGCAUAAACCCAACUGAUCUCUGAAAUUUGCCCAUAAAGUUGUCCCUAACAUACCCCAAUUGUUCCAUUCCUCAGGGUACCUUCAUUUCUGGCUGAUGCCUCUGCACUAUCCCUUGCCACUCUUAGAGUUGAUGUGAUAAUUUUGCUGACAGUGCUGCUGGGUUACAACCUUGUUGCUUC
This is a messenger RNA of Ochotona princeps (American pika), 1555 nucleotides long. RefSeq names its product alcohol dehydrogenase 1-like. The record is from RefSeq and is a predicted model, not a curated record. The transcript has 9 exons. Gene Ontology annotation, biological process: retinol metabolic process; retinoic acid metabolic process. Gene Ontology annotation, cellular component: cytosol. The coding region runs from base 1 to 1140 and encodes 379 amino acids. Lineage: Eukaryota; Metazoa; Chordata; Mammalia; Lagomorpha; Ochotonidae. Gene Ontology annotation, molecular function: all-trans-retinol dehydrogenase (NAD+) activity; zinc ion binding.